This is a messenger RNA of Melanotaenia boesemani (Boeseman's rainbowfish), 2302 nucleotides long. RefSeq lists its product as uncharacterized. Gene Ontology annotation, biological process: regulation of transcription by RNA polymerase II. The transcript is spliced from 2 exons. Gene Ontology annotation, cellular component: nucleus. The coding region runs from base 240 to 1811 and encodes 523 amino acids. Gene Ontology annotation, molecular function: DNA-binding transcription factor activity, RNA polymerase II-specific; RNA polymerase II transcription regulatory region sequence-specific DNA binding. The record is from RefSeq and is a predicted model, not a curated record. NCBI's taxonomy places the organism in Eukaryota, Metazoa, Chordata, Actinopteri, Atheriniformes, Melanotaeniidae.
AGAAGAAGACGUUUUUCUCCCCACUCGCUAUUUGGUGUGGUUUGAGGGCUAAUUGGCGCUUACUCUUGAACAACACCGGCAAAUGAUCUCAGCGCUAACUAUCGCCCAAAACAACAGUAAAUAACCCGUUCUGAUGUUCUGUUUUUUUCUCUAAUGAUAUGUCAGUACUGAUUUGCUUUCCAUUUUACGUAAAGCAAAAGCGUUCCAGUGGGCUCCUCAUCAGCGGUGAAUAAAUAUCCAUGCCCAGCUUGAUCAUGAAGAAAGGAACAUUGCAGAACAUCCUGGAUGAUGGCUUUAGCAAAACCGUAAUGGACGCCGGCCACUUUUGCUUCAGCUGUGAGCAAAUAUUUGCAAAUCGGAGAUGCCUGGAGGAUCAUGUGUGUUCAUCUGUAAGUUACAUUUGCUCCUGUGGAACUGAGUUUACUCAAUACAAAGACAUGCUGGAGCACAGCACCACACACGAACCAGGGCACCAAGUGCUUGAUCAUGAAACCAUAAGGAAGCGCAGAAUUGAGAGGCGUAAAGAAGAAGAGGAAAAACUGAAAAGGUUGAAGAAAGGAGAGGUUGUCUGGAAGGUCCCCAAUGUAAGCAAUGUACCAUCUGUUUCGUUUCCAGUGAAACAAGUACCCAAUACUUCAUCUUUUAUUCCACCAAUUCCUCGCCAGCCUACUCAGAAUCCACAGUUGCCAGAGUUGCAUCCGUCUUUGUCACAGGCAUUUUUGGUCUCAAAUCCUCAGCCUGCACUACCAGACAUGCAGAACAUUUUUGAAGGUGUUGGUGCACCAACGGUGGAUCUUUGGACACUUUAUCAGCCAGUUGUGUUGCUUCAAAAGAUUCACAAGUUAAGCAAAAAACCAUACCUUUGUGGCAAAUGUGGACAGGAGUUUAUUUCGAAGGCCUCUCUCAUCUUCCACCACAGCUCUCAUGUCACAGCUAAAAUUUCUGGAUGUAUAGGGUGUGGGCUGCUGCUCUCUGGCAAAAAGUUUGUGCCUCGCUUCCAUGCUUGCAAAUCCCAGAAUAAUCAGACCAAACACAGACUCAUCACAGCAAAACCUCCUGGUUACAAACCACCAAGUGAAGAAAAUGCGUUACAGAAUCUCAUUUCUCUGCCACCUAAGCCCACUUCCAUCCUACAGUCGGAAAACCAGAAUACUAGUCAAGGCAAUCGGGCACUACACAUCACCUCCACUCCAGCGCUGAAAAAUGUAAAUAUCAGAACAUAUAAUAACAACAGAGGGCUGCAUGACACUGCAUCUUUCCAGUCCAUGAGUAAGAUUCCUAAUGCAUCCAAACCUCUUGUGUCCUUGCCAUAUAAGAGGCCGGUCCCUACUGUAUUCAGUCAAGGGUCUUGUGCCAUUCCUCCUGCAUUGUUAAAGAGGCCCACAAACUCUUCAUCAGUUGCAUUGAGCAAACCUAUAGAGGCAGCUACAGUAAAUGGGUUCACAUGCAGAGUCUGUCAUCUUCCUUUUAAAACACCUCAGCUGCUUCAGAGGCACAAGUGUGCCAGAGCCCAUGAGUUCAUGGCAAGGCACAUGACAAGUGGUAAACGGCAUUUUAAACUCAGGAGGGUGACACCAGUGCAAACCCCAAAUUCUGCUCAGAUGAACGGUGAGAGAAAACUCGGAUUUCCACCUGUUAGCGCAAAUGAUGAACUCAUGGCUGUCAGUCUGGAAAAAGGGAAAGGGGGUGUUCCUGUCAAUGGAGCAGUAUCGGAAGAUGAUGACGAUGACUGUUACAUUGUUGAGGGUGAAUCAGACAAUCCUGCUGAGAUGAUUUACAAAGUAACCUCAUCUGUCCCUAUCAAGACUUGACUAGUAGUCUAGUGAGGCACACCCAAUUUGCAUGUCACCUGUUAUGUUAACCAUGGACCACAUGCACAGAAAUGACAGUUGUAGUUUAGUGACAUCACUAUGAGCCAUCGUGCAGGAACACAAUGUUCCUUCACUGUCUCAAAACUGCUUUAAAAGAGAAAUUAGUAAUACGAACCAAGCAUCUUUUAUUAGGCUGUAUGUCUUUUGUUUGUACAGUAAACAUUAUGUUAAUGCAGAAGAGUUUGAAGUUGUUGCCCCUUGAAUGGAAUAGAAGAUGUAAAUUCAGUUUAUCAUAAAAACUUAUGUUCGUGGUUACCCAUGUUUGAUGGGACAGCCAGGUAUAAUAGUGUUUGUUUUGAUUAUUGUUUUUAUCAAGUUUUUAGAUGAGAAUGUGAUGUGAAGCUGUGGGCUUGGCCACCAUACCAUGUGUGUUAUUACCAGCUUUGUUGAAUUUUAUGAAUACAGUUUAUGAUUUAUUAAAGUAUAUUUUU